GCUCAGUAUAGGUCGCCGGCUGACGCGCGCCGCAGUCGGAGCCUCAGAAGCGCGGGUGCAGGGACAGCGCGGGGCUGCCGAAGGCGACAGCUUCGUCACGAACUAACAUUUGCGCUCCGGGUUCCCGGGCCGCCGCGCCGGGGCUGAGCGGUGGGCACCGCGUAAGAACGAAUCUUUGUGACAUUCUUCCUCCGCAGCCCCCUCCCCUGUUUGCUGCAGACUUGGACCAACACUUCUCUCAGCUGUUGGCAUCGUCCUGAGAACAGGACAGUUUCCAAAGUCAGAGAACUGUCAGGAGGCUCGGGACCUAUGGAUCUUCUGAAGAUUGCCCUUCGUUCUGGUGAAAGGAGCUACAAUUGCUGGAGCUUCAGCGCUUAGCUGCCCGAUAGAAAAAACAAUUGUAUUUUGAGCCCCAGAGGAAAAGUAAUGCUGAAUCUACUGAAGUUUCCUGCAUGAAAAUUAUUUAAACAUUGCACACAAAUCUUUUGUGAAAGAAGAAAAGGAAAUUCAGUUUGUGGGUCUCAGCAGGAGUUAAGCUAAUGCAGCUUAAAAUAAUGCCGAAAAAGAAGCGCUUACCUGCAGGCAGAGUGCCCCUGAUUCUCUUCCUGUGCCAGGUGAUUAGUGCACUGGAAGUACCUCUUGAUCAUGGGGGAAAAGCAAAACUUCUUGAAGACUUGGUACAACCUCCAACCAUUACUCAACAGUCUCCAAAAGAUUACAUUAUUGACCCUCGGGAGAAUAUUGUAAUCCAGUGUGAGGCCAAAGGGAAACCUCCUCCAAGCUUCUCCUGGACCCAAAAUGGGACUCAUUUUGACAUAGAUAAAGAUCCGCUUGUCACCAUGAAGCCUGACUCAGGAACCCUCAUAAUUAACAUCAUGAGUGAAGGGAAAGCAGAGACCUAUGAAGGAGUGUAUCAGUGUACAGCCAGGAAUGAACGUGGAGCUGCCAUUUCUAAUAACAUUGUCGUCCGUCCAUCCAGGUCACCAUUGUGGACCAAAGAAAAACUUGAACCAAUGACACUUCAAAAUGGCCAGCCUUUGGUGCUUCCCUGCAGACCCCCAGUUGGAUUACCACCACCUAUAAUAUUCUGGAUGGAUAACUCCUUUCAAAGACUCCCACAAAGUGAGAGGGUUUCCCAGGGUCUGAAUGGAGACCUGUAUUUUUCCAAUGUUCUCCCAGAGGAUACCCGUGAAGACUACAUCUGUUACGCCAGAUUUAAUCACACUCAAACCAUACAGCAGAAGCAACCUAUUUCUGUGAAGGUGAUUUCAGUGGAUGAAUUGAAUGACACUAUAGCUGCUAAUUUGAGUGACACUGAGUUUUAUGGUGCUAAAUCAAAUAGAGAGAGGCCACCAACAUUUUUAACUCCAGAAGGUAAUGCAAGUAACAAAGAGGAAUUAAGAGGAAAUGUCCUUUCACUAGAGUGCAUUGCAGAAGGACUGCCUACCCCAGUUAUAUACUGGAUAAAAGAAGAUGGAACACUACCCAUCAACCGGACAUUUUAUAAGAACUUUCAGAAGACUCUGCAGAUCAUUCAGGUUUCAGAAGCAGACUCUGGAAAUUACCAAUGCAUUGCAAAAAAUGCAUUAGGUGCCAUUCAUCAUACCAUUUCUGUCACAGUUAAAGCGGCUCCAUACUGGAUCAUGGCACCUCAAAAUCUUGUGCUGUCCCCAGGAGAGGAUGGGGCCCUAAUCUGCAGAGCUAACGGCAACCCCAAACCCACAAUUAGCUGGUUAUCAAAUGGAGUUCCAAUAGAAAUUGCCUCUGAUGACCCCAGCAGAAAAAUAGAUGGCGAUACCAUCAUUUUUUCAAAUGUUCAAGAAAGAUCCAGUGCGGUCUACCAGUGCAAUGCCUCUAACGAAUAUGGAUAUUUACUGGCAAAUGCAUUUGUAAAUGUGCUGGCUGAGCCACCGCGAAUCCUUACGUCUGCAAACGCACACUAUCAGGUCAUUGCAAACAGGCCUGCUUUCCUGGACUGUGCCUUCUUUGGGUCUCCUCUACCUACCAUUGAGUGGUUCAAAGGAGAUAAAGGUAGCGCUCUUCAUGAAGAUAUUUAUGUUUUACAUGAAAAUGGAACUUUGGGAAUUCCUGUGGCCCAAAAGGAGAGUACAGGGACUUACACAUGUGUUGCAAAGAAUAAGUUAGGAAUGGCAAAGAAUGAAGUUAACUUAGAAGUCAAAGAUCCCACUAGGAUCAUUAAACAGCCUGAAUAUGCCGUCGUGCAAAGAGGGAGCACAGUGUCCUUUGAAUGCAAAGUGAAGCAUGAUCACACCUUAAUCCUCACUGUCACGUGGCUGAAGGAUGACCAUGAGCUGCCCAGUGACGGAAGGUUCACUAUUGACAAGGAUCAGUUGGUGGUAGCUGACGUGGGUGACGAUGAUGGCGGGACCUACACCUGUGUGGCCAACACCACUCUGGACACCGUCUCUGCCAGCGCUGUGCUUGGUGUCGUGGCUCCUACUCCAACUCCAGCUCCCAUUUACGAUGUCCCAGAUCCUCCCUUUGAUUUAGAAUUGACAGAUCAACUCGACAAAAGUGUUCAGCUGUCGUGGACGCCAGGCGAUGACAACAAUAGCCCUAUUACAAAAUUCAUCAUUGAAUAUGAAGAUGCAAUGCAUGAGGCAGGCCUGUGGCAUUACCAAGCUGAAGUUCCUGGGACACAGACCAGAGCUCAGCUGAAGCUGUCGCCUUAUGUGAACUACUCCUUCCGAGUGAUGGCAGAGAACAGCCUCGGCAGGAGCUUGCCCAGCCAGCCAUCUGAACAGUAUCUGACUAAAGCUGCAGAACCGGAUAAAAAUCCCAUGACUGUGGAAGGACUAGGAUCAGAACCUGAUAAUUUGGUGAUUACAUGGAAGCCUUUGAAUGGUUUCGAGUCUAAUGGGCCAGGCCUUCAGUACAAAGUGAGCUGGCGCCAGAAAGAUGGUGAUGAUGAAUGGACAUCUGUGGUUGUGGCAAACGUAUCCAAAUACAUUGUGUCUGGCACGCCAACCUUUGUUCCAUACCUGAUAAAAGUUCAGGCCCUGAACGACAUGGGGUUUGCUCCCGAGCCAGCUGCAGUCCUGGGGCAUUCUGGAGAAGACCUCCCAAUGGUGGCUCCCAAGAAUGUGCAUGUGAACGUGCUGAACGGUACCUUAGCUGAGGUGCACUGGGACCCGGUACCUCUGAAAAGUAUCCGAGGACACCUGCAAGGCUAUCGGAUUUACUAUUGGAAGGCACAGAGUUCAUCAAAACGAAACAGACGCCAUAUGGAGAAAAAGAUCCUUAUUUUCCAGGGCAGCAAGACCCACGGCAUGUUGCCCGGGCUGGAGCCCUUCAGCCACUACAUACUGAACGUCCGCGUGGUCAAUGGGAAAGGGGAGGGCCCCGCCAGCCCUGACAAAGACUUUAACACUCCAGAAGGAGUCCCCAGUGCCCCAUCUGCUUUAAAGAUUGUCAAUCCAACACUAGACUCCCUUACUUUGGAAUGGGACCCACCGAGACACCCGAAUGGCAUUUUGACUGAGUACACCUUAAAAUACCAGCCAAUUAACAGCACCCAUGAAUUAGGCCCUCUGAUAGAUUUGAAAAUUCCUGCCAACAAGACACGAUGGACUUUAAAAAAUUUAAAUUUCAGCACUCGGUAUAAGUUUUAUUUCUAUGCACAAACUUCAGCAGGAUCAGGAAGUCAAAUAACAGAAGAAGCAGUAACAACUGUGGAUGAAGGUAAGAUGGCAAUGGCAAGCCGACAGGUGGAUAUCGCGACUCAGGGCUGGUUCAUUGGUCUAAUGUGUGCUGUCGCUCUCCUUAUCUUAAUUUUGCUGAUCGUUUGCUUCAUCAGAAGAAACAAGGGUGGUAAAUAUCCAGUUAAAGAAAAAGAAGAUGCCCAUGCUGACCCCGAAAUCCAGCCCAUGAAGGAAGACGAUGGCACUUUUGGAGAAUACAGUGAUGCAGAAGACCACAAGCCUUUGAAAAAAGGCAGUCGCACACCUUCAGACAGGACUGUGAAAAAAGAAGACAGUGAUGACAGCCUCGUUGACUAUGGAGAGGGGGUGAACGGCCAGUUCAAUGAGGACGGUUCCUUUAUAGGACAGUACAGUGGUAAGAAAGAGAAAGAACCAGCCGAAGGCAACGAAAGCUCAGAGGCCCCGUCUCCCGUCAACGCCAUGAAUUCCUUUGUCUAAUUUGUAAGCUCUCUGCCAACACCCCGUUCCUCCAGGAUGUUUCUCUUCAGCCCUUGUGCGUCAGCCUUCUCAUACUAUGAACAUAGAGGCAGACAGCGAAUGUUCUGCUGUAUGUUAAUAUUAUGAGAACAGUUAGAGCAAGAACACAGCUCAGUCAAUUGAUAUGUUAAUGUGAACCGCAGUGCAAAGUGCAUACUUUUUCAUUCAAAAUAGGUAUUCUUGAUUUCCUCAGAACUUAUAAAAACAAUACAGCAUCAUCAACAGAUCAUGUUAUUUCAUCUUCAGGAUGCAGUUCAACAUGAUGCAUGAAAAAUGCUACAUCCAGGUAAAGGACAUACCUGUGUUUGUUAUUAAAACAUGGUUUGAUACUUUGUUUAUACUCGCCUCAGCUGAACCCCUAAAUCUGAAUUCCGUUUCAAUCGUCGAGAGUGUUACUCUAGUAUUCCCUAGAACUUCAAUGUCUUUGUGGACAUUGUCGUGAAAUUGGUGACUCUAUGUCUAGCUGUUAGUCUUCUGGGAGACUGUUAGGAACAGGAUGUACAGUAUAUACUUGCUAAAUGAGUUCAUUGUGACAAUUGCAUUUGCCGAUGCUUACUGAGACUCUGUUACCUGCUCUUUGCUUCUCUUACUUCGUAGCCUUCUCAAUAUCCCAGGUAUUCCAGCAGGACAGUGUUCACUUCUUACAUCAUCUCUAUGUUCAGUAGUUUUUAGGCAUCAACAAUGUGUAUUGCAAUGCACUUUGGCGUUUGUGCCAUACUGAAAGACUCCAAAAACAAAUCACUCCAAUUAAAUUUCAAAACUUCCUCCAGAAAGCACAGGGCAAGACACAUGCAGUGCCUUCAGACCGGAAGCAUUCCAUAACAUACUGCCUUCUGUAUUGUCGCUACAGUCUACUCAGAGUGCUAGGUUACUGUCAUUGUCUAAACGUAACUUUUAAAAAGCAGAGAUAAUGAAAACUGCAAUGCUGGAAAAAAAAGAAAUGUGAAAAUAAAACAAAUAAGACAGCUUAUUUUAAGGAGCAUUGUCCCCAUGUGUAUAUUAAAAAAAAAAUGCUUUAUCACCAA
Messenger RNA from Rhinolophus ferrumequinum (greater horseshoe bat), 5224 nucleotides. RefSeq names its product neuronal cell adhesion molecule (gene NRCAM). Gene Ontology annotation, biological process: cell-cell adhesion; brain development. The transcript has 30 exons. The record is from RefSeq and is a predicted model, not a curated record. The coding region runs from base 540 to 4160 and encodes 1206 amino acids. Gene Ontology annotation, molecular function: cell-cell adhesion mediator activity. NCBI's taxonomy places the organism in Eukaryota, Metazoa, Chordata, Mammalia, Chiroptera, Rhinolophidae.